GACUCCCCGGGAGCGGCCGGGCCGGUCCCUCCUCCGGCGCCGCCCUCCGUCCUUCCCUGCCCGCCUGCCUGCUUCCUGCGCACGCGGCUCCCCGGGAUGGCGGCGGGGCCGGGGCGAGGCGGGCUGGGCGCGCUGGGCGCCCGGGAAGCGGCCUCCGCGGCCCAUGCACUCUCGCUGCCGGCCGAGGCCUUCGGGAACGACCCGCGGGUGGAGGCGGCCUGGGCCAGGCGGGCCCUCCAGCACGCCCAGGUCUACUUCCACUUGCUCUCCUCCGCGGACCCCGCGGGCCUGAGGCUCACCCGGGCUGACGACCGGAUCUACGCGGCCUUCCGGCGCAGCUUCGCCGACCUGCGCGUCGACGUGCUGGACGUCGAGGACCUCAAGUCCGAGCCGGCCAAAGAGAAGUGGCGCCCGUUCUGCCUGCAGUUCGAGGGGGCGGUGGAGGACUUCAACUUCGGGACCCUGCUGCGCCUGGACUGCCGCCGCGGCUACUCGGAGGAGAACACCGUGCUGGCGCCCAGGAUCCAGUUCCUGGCCAUCGAGAUCGCGCGCAACCGCGAGGGCUGCAACGGCGCCGUCUUCCGCCGCGGAGGAACCCCGGAAGCCGGCCCCGAGCCGCCCGGCCCCCGCUGAGCCCGUUUGCUGGGACGCUGCUUCGGCGCCGCGCGGGACCUUCGUGGCCGUUUGCGGGGCGCCGCCGGACUCCCAGGAAACACGCCGAGAGCGGACCUGAUCCCGGACGGCCGCGCGCCUCUGAUCGGGGAGAGCCGCCAGGCUCAGCCGGAGACCGACCCAGGCGCCGCUGGUUCGCGGUUUCUCCCAUCGCCGGGCACGGCCUGGACUGGGGCGAGGGGGCCAUCCCGAGACCGUGGGGUUGGAGCACGUCUUGUCCCCAAAGACGAGCCGGAAGGGCUCAUCCACCCAAGUGAUGGAGGUGCCCCCACUCUGAGAUGAACUAGCCUACUUGCCAUCCCUUUUGUAUGUGUGGCCUCUGCUAGAUCAGCAGAACCGGCAGCUGUGGGCUCAGUCUUGGCAUGUAAACAGCAGUGAGUUCAAAAGUUAA
Candoia aspera is the source of this 1063-nucleotide messenger RNA. RefSeq names its product polysaccharide biosynthesis domain containing 1 (gene PBDC1). The transcript has 6 exons. The record is from RefSeq and is a predicted model, not a curated record. The coding region runs from base 97 to 633 and encodes 178 amino acids. Gene Ontology annotation, cellular component: cytoplasm. Lineage: Eukaryota; Metazoa; Chordata; Lepidosauria; Squamata; Candoiidae.